AACCAACACCCCUCUCCCUCCUCGUGGCUCUUUUCCGCUCCUUUUUCCCCGCCUCUUCUCCUCGUUAUUGCUCCACGCCCGUUGUCACCGGGGAUGAUCCAGGGCUCUCCUCUUUGCCUGGAGAGCAUAAAUACCACUGGGGAGCUCUGUGAGACUGCAGUUGGUCCGAGUUGCUGAGCCGAGACCUUGCACAUCUCGCACCUCCCGAGGCUUAUUCCAUCCUUCCCUCCUCCUCCUCUCUUCGAUAUUUCWGAUACAUUAAUUUAUUUCCCCACAAGCAGGCUUGGAGGAGCUGCAAUCACCUGGAGACUUGGAAGCACUCAGCAAGACCUGCCUUGAGCCACGGGAAUCCCUGCAAAGAACCCCAGCCCCAUCUCCAUCUCUGCUGCUGYUGCUGGCUGUGGAGGAGGCAGCAUGAGCCCUGCCCUGCCGUGGAUCGCUGCUCUGGGAUGUGUGCUGCUGCUCACACAGACAGCYGAGUGCUUCAUCCUGCCCAACUCGAGUCACCUGGAGAGCAUCCUGAGCAAAUACCAGCAUGGGGAGGCUCACUCCAGAUCCAAGAGAGCCAUUCUGUUCUCAGACAGRCAGGAGAUACUGAUGCUCCACAAUAAACUCAGAGGGCAGGUGUAUCCAGUGGCCUCCAACAUGGAACACAUGACCUGGGACGAGGAGUUGGAGCGCUCAGCACACUCUUGGGCUCAGCAGUGCAUUUGGGACCACGGCCCCAGCGACCUCAUCAGGUCCAUUGGGCAGAACCUGGCUGUGCACUGGGGCAGGUAUCGCUCCCCAGCGUUCCACGUGCAGUCUUGGUACGAUGAAGUGAAGGAUUACACAUUCCCAUAUCCCCACGAGUGCAACCCGUGGUGCCCAGACCGCUGCACGGGUGCCAUGUGCACACACUACACCCAGAUAGUCUGGGCCACCACCAACAGGAUUGGCUGUGCCGUGAACGUCUGCAAGCAGAUGAAUGUGUGGGGAGAGAUCUGGGAGAACGCCGUCUACCUGGUGUGCAACUACUCCCCCAAGGGUAAYUGGAUCGGGGAAGCUCCGUACAAGACCGGCCGUCCCUGCUCCGAGUGCCCGCCGAGCUACGGGGGGAGCUGCCAGAACAACCUCUGCUACAAAGAUCACCGUUAUGAGGAUCCCAGCAUUGCUGAGGCAGACGAGACCAACGAGGUGGAGAUCUCGGAGCAGAAGCCAGCACGGUUCCACCCUCAGGAAAACAAAUCCAGCAAACCCAUCAAACCCAAGAAAAUCACCCCAGAAUCCUACAUGAGUAAGACACAGCCCCUGGCUCUUUCAGAUCCUAUCCAUUCUAAGGCAUCUUCAUGUGGAAAGUAUUUGUGCCCAGCUGGCUGCUUGUACAGUAAAGGAAAAAUCUUUGGAACAUUUUAUUACGAGAGUUCCUCAAGCAUCUGUCGGGCUGCCAUCCAUUAUGGGAUCCUGGACAACAAAGGGGGGCUGGUGGAUAUCACCAGGAAAGGGAGGACCCCUGCAUUUGUGAAGUCCACCAGAAACGGCGUGGAGUCCUUCAGGAAAAGCAAACCUUCAAAUGCAUUCAUGGUUUCCAAAGUCACAACRCAGACUCUGGAUUGUUACACCACCGUCGCUGAGCUGUGCCACUUCAAAAAGCCAGCGAGCCACUGCCCAAGGAUUUAUUGCCCUGCUCACUGUAAGGACGAGCCGUCGUACUGGGCGCCCGUGUUCGGCACCAACGUUUAUGCAGAUAGCUCCAGUAUCUGCAAAACUGCAGUGCAUGCAGGGGUCAUUUCGGACGAGACAGGCGGCUUUGUGGACGUGAUGCCCGUGGAAAAGAAGAAAACCUACACUGGCUCCUUAAAGAACGGCRUCCAGUCCGAGAGCUUGAAGAAUCCUUCAGAUGGGAACGCUUUCCGGAUUUUUGCAGUGAAGCAGUAGAUGCCCAGGGAAGGAAGGCACAGAUUUCUUUGGGAGAGCUCUCCGUUGAUCUCCGGAGACGCCGAAGCUCCUCCGAACGGCACCAGCUCUGCCCGUCCCCUCCUUGCCGACCUCCUUCAGGGAAUUCCAAAAGAAAAGGGGAAACAAAACCCCUACCUCCCCCCCAAAACAAAAAAAAAGACCCCAGGUUCUGACUCAGCUGUUGGCAUCUCAUCGCACCCGUGCAGCGUUGUCUCUUCUCGUUGUCUCGUGUUUUUGUUUCUCUAGGGGCAUUCAGCGACCAUGAACUGUUCCAAGUUUCAUUUUGCCAGAGGUGUUGCUACGCAGAACGGCGGUGGCUCCGUGUGCAGCAGGUGUAGGGUUCUCAGCCUGGCCCUGGAUGGUGUUUUUAGGGUGUGGAACAUCUCCUGGGGUGUUUGUGAGGAUGAGCGUGGCCGGGCACACUCGGGAGUGAGCAGCUGUCCAGGCGCUGGGCACUUUGAAAUGAGGAACUCAUUGAGAAGUUGUGUCAUUUAGGGAGAGAAUGGGCUUUGGCAGAGUGGUUUUUGUGAUGUUGGGUGGUUCGUGUGCAAAAGAGGAUAAAUUGUGGUUUUUUUCUCACCGAGGUGGCGUGCAGCUGCACCGCCGUGUGAGGGCACCUCGGACGGUGGUGCUUGGGGAUGUUCUCGGCAGCCAAAAUUCGAGGUCUUGUGGGACUGGGGCUGGGUGUAAAAUGGUGGCAGAGAUCCUCACUGUGAGAAUGAGGCCACCAGAUAACCCAAAGAGCASGUUUGGUGUUUGCUGGUCAAACACUCCCAGGUAUUUUGCAAGUCUGGCAUCCUCUGAGAAGUCAGAGAAUCGGGGCUCCUGUGCUGGCACAUCUCAUCCUAUACUCCACACCAUAACUUCAGUUAAAUGCAGUGUACUGGUUUAUACAGCAGUGCUGGUUGUUUUAUAGUAGUUAAGUAGCAAUAAAAUUAAUMUUAUUUCUGCUAGGAAUGGUUGCAUUCAUAGGAAUGUUCACUUUCCCUUUGUGAAGCUCCUUGUAGUGCGUGCAGUUGUGGGACUUUAAAGAUAUCGAUUGGGGUAGAAUAAUUUUUCCUGUCCAGUUUGUGAAGCCAACAGAUCCCCACUUUCAGUGUAAAUGCAGUCCCUGUGAGCAUUUGAUAUCCAGGACAGUGGGUUUUGCAAAACUCAUAGGUUUUCUAAUGAUGCUAUUCCACAUUUUGAUAUUUAUGUCUUGAGGUGAACCCAAAUGCAUUUCAAAGCCAAGAGAAGGGUUCAGCAUGACCUGCUUUUUUUUAAGGCAGGAGAAUUCCUCUACUUCAUAUUGGAAAUGAAUUUUU
This is a messenger RNA of Malurus melanocephalus (red-backed fairy wren), 3242 nucleotides long. RefSeq names its product cysteine rich secretory protein LCCL domain containing 2 (gene CRISPLD2). Gene Ontology annotation, cellular component: extracellular region. Bases 415 to 1917 code for a protein of 500 amino acids. NCBI's taxonomy places the organism in Eukaryota, Metazoa, Chordata, Aves, Passeriformes, Maluridae. The record is from RefSeq and is a predicted model, not a curated record. The transcript has 14 exons.